Molecule: messenger RNA, 9024 nt
Organism: Pristis pectinata (smalltooth sawfish)
Lineage: Eukaryota; Metazoa; Chordata; Chondrichthyes; Rhinopristiformes; Pristidae
Gene: proser1
Product: proline and serine rich 1
Exons: 12
Coding region: 221-2725 (834 amino acids)
Source: RefSeq, a predicted model, not a curated record
ACUCUCCUCCUCCUCCCCCCCCCCCCCACCCCCCGCAGCCAGCUGGGCGAGCGGCUGGACUCCCCAUUGUCUGCAACGACUGGCCACUGGAAGCCGUCGACACUCAGACUCGCUGCAGACGUCCCCACUCACCCAGAAAGGCGACAGCUGCAUCACUUAAAAAUAAGAGAACAAGCCAACUGCCCUUCGCUUCCAACGUCUCCUUCCUCCCUAAAGCAAAAUGGAUAACAAAUCGUUUGCUAUAGUCCUGGAUGAAAUAAGGAAGGGUGUUUUGACUGAUCAGAAAAUAAAGGCAAUUGAAUAUGUACAUGGAUAUUUUUCAAGUGAGCAGGUAGUCGAACUACUGAAAUAUUUUUCUUGGGCAGAACCGCAACUAAAGGCUCUUAAAGCUUUACAGCAUAAAAUGGUAGCCAUCCAUGUAUCUAAAGUAAUAAAUAUCCUCCAUUGUCUCACUUUCACUAAAGACAAACUGGUUGCCUUAGAGCUAAUAGCUUUGAACAUCAUUGAUCCUCAUAAUUAUCGACUUAUUGAAGAUAUUUUCCGGGUACACUUGCCAGAAAAGAAACGCUGCAAAAGAAUUCUUGAUCAGGCUUCUAAGGCAGGCUGUAAGGCUCCUCUUGCCAUGAGAUCUUCAUGUGGAAUGAUUCCAGGAAAUCCCUACCCUAAAGGAAAACCUAGUAUGUUAAAUGGUUUGCUGGCAGCUCUUUCUGUUAAGAAAGAAAAUGAAGAAGGUUACACAGUUAGCCGAGGAAUAGCAACCUGUAUCCUAGGACCUUCUAAACCAGCUCCAGCAACAUAUAAUCCUCACAAGCCUGUUCCUUACCCUAUACCUCCUUGCCAACCACAUGCGACUAUUGCACCAAGUGCGUAUAACACCGCUGGCCUUGUCCCAAUGGGUGGUUUCAUGACUCCUGUUGUAGCAGCACCAGCUGCCUAUGCUGCACAGCAAGCCUUUUCUAGGCCAGCUAGCCAACUGAGUUACAACUCAUCUGCUGCCAACUUGCAUACAGCUGCGUUCUCACCACAUGGAUCUUAUCCAUCUGCUCCUGCAACACCAAUUGCAGCACCUGCACUUGUACAGUCUCCUGCAAAUCAGCUAGGUUUUGCUUCAGCACCAGGUACACCAGUCUUUUCAAGGCUUGGCACGUCCACCCCAAUACCUCCUGUUUUUGCAGCUGUUCCUCCAGCAACCAGCACUUCUGCUCCAUCUUCUUAUCCUGAGUGUCAGAAUCCAACAACUGUGAUGUCAGCAGUAACACAGACAUCCCAGGCUCUCAGUGAAAUAAUAGCGGCAAAUGCAGGCACACCCAUUCAUACCUCAACUACUGCAGGGCUAACAUCGAGCUAUAGCAACACAAACUGCAGCUCUGGUAUGAUGCCACAAACUGGUUUCUCCUCAGGUUUUCAGGCAAGCGAUAGUUCCAGCAGCUCUCCAUGCAUGAGCAACUCCUUCCCAGGUCUCAUAUCCUUCCCAGGGAUGUCUAUGUUUUUCCAGAAUCAGACUUUAUCUGCUGCUACGCUGUCUGCCCUCCAAGCUGGAAUGAGUGUUGCAAAUCUGCCUGGACUUCAGUCUAUCGCAGCUGCAGCAACCUUGGCAGGAAUGCAUUCUUCUGGGGCGGGUACGUCUCUUUCUGCACUCCAAAAUGGUAUGAUGGCGGCUACAGUGCCUGGCCACCAGUCUGUUGCCCCGGUUGCUGGACUCCAGUCCAUUUCUGAUGUUGCCUCUCCUCAUGGACUCCAGACAACAACAUCUCUAGGUGGACUCCAGCCUAAUGGAAGUUCAGGAUCUCUUCCUGGACUGCAGCCUACAGUAUCUCUGGCUGGAUUGCGAUCUGCUGCAGCCUCUCCAAUUGGAUUGCAAUCUAGUUCUGCAUCUCCAGCUGGACUACGAUCUACUGCAGCUUCUCCAGCUGCACUGCAAGCUGCUGCCUCACUUGCUGGACUGCAUGCUGCUGCUGUUUCUCUUGCUGGAAUGCAGUCAGCUGCUGUCUCCCAGUCUCUCCCUGCAUCCAUUUCUGAAUUCCAGGCCAUUGCUGGUUCCCCCUCUGGCCUCCAACCUCCAAUUUCUUCUCUCCCUGGGAUGCACACUGCCACUUUUCCUAGAUUGCAGUCCUCUACAUCUUUCUCUGGACUUGAUUCCAUUGUUGCGGCUGCCUCUUUGGCUGGAUUGCAAACUACAACAAGUACUGUAUCUCUUCCCAGUCUUCAAACAGCUGUACCAGCCUCAUCUCUACCUGGUCUUGAGUCUGCGAUGGCUGCUGCUUCUUCUCUGCCGGUUCUCCAGUCUGCUUUGGGUGCUGCUACUUUACCUGGACUUCAGUCUUUGGGUGCUGGGUCUUUACCAGGAAUACAGUCUGUGGUGGGUAGUCCUGCACGUUCUGCCAUCCCAACCUCUAUGAGUGCUACCUCAUUUUCUGAUCUCCAGUCUACUGUGGGCACCACUUCUUUGCCUAGUGUACAGUCUGGACCAAAUACAGCGUCAACAAUGGACCUGCAAUCUACUGUGGAUACUACAUCUUUACCAGGAUUUCAGACUACCAUGGGUACUGCAUCUCUACCUGGAUUACAAUCUGCUGCGCAGUCAGGUUUACUACAGGCACAUUCAACUGGAUCUAUGGAGAACUUUCCAAAUCAGGGCAGCAAUGGUUUUGCGUGCUAUCCCUCCACACCUACAACUCCAUAUUCCCUGCAGCCUGGCCUACCUUCUCAAUUAGGGUGGCAGUAAAUAGUGGACUUGUUUUGAGCAUCCUUUUGGCUUGAGAUUAAAAGCUGAUGUCUGUUGAAUUUAUCCAUCUUUUUGAUUAAGCGUGCAGUAAAUUUAGCAGUGCAUGCAGCUAAAACUUGGUGAUCAUUUUUUUUUAAGAAGAAAAAAAAUCUAAAGAUAAAAAAAGUAAGGGACGAAGAUAGAAAUGCCAUCUUUUAAUUGAAUUGUUCCUUGAAUCAUAAUGAGCCUUUUUCACCAACUGGAAAUUCUAUCACAAACCUUAAAUAUACAACAAAAGUGCUAUGUGGAAAUGGAGGGAAAGGAAUAUGCCAGUUAGUUUCUUGAGCCUCUUAAAUGCAAUUAUGACUGAUUUGUAACAAUUAUGGUCAACAAAAAUCUAUCAAUCUUAGAAUUAAGGUUUCAUUUGCUGUUAUGAAUGAAAUUCCAAACUUCUCCAUACUUUUGUGUGUAGGAGAGCUUCCAAGUUUCCCUUGUGGAGUAAAUGGUUCUAAUUCUGAGACUGUAAGUCCAACUUCUAAACUCCCCAAAUAGUGAAGUUUUUUUAACCCAGCAUCAUGGAAACUGAUCAAAUCAUGUUUAGCCUUCUAACUUCCAGGGAAAUCAAUGCUAGUUUGUAUUUUGUCUCCAUAAUUUAACAGCUAGUGCCCAGAUAUUCUGGUAAAUCCAGGUUAUACUACCAGUAAGGCCAGUAUAUCUCUUCUGAAAUGUGAUGCCCAGAACUGCUCAUAUUGCUCUUAUGUGGUAUGAUUAGGAGCUUGUACAACUUUAUUGUGUAAUUUUAACUCCCCUGUAUUUUAAUCAUCUGGAUAUUUGCUGUUGAGAUAUAGCUCAAUAUAACUAUAUCUCAAUAGCUUGUAUCCAGAGGAUUAAAGUACAAUAUCUCAUUUUAAAAGUCAACUGUAUGAAAAGAAAAGAAUGCAUAGUACUGAUGAAAAGAUGUACUAUAGUAGUAUCUCCAAAAUACAAGAUGUAUCUGCCAAUUAAAUAUGCUGUACUUAUUUAAACAAGAUUUAGGAUAUACUAUUUGGCAUGUUUUGUCUACAAACUAUUUCUCCAGAGCAAAUGUAAUCUUCUGCCAGAUUCAGUUACGUGAGUCCUUCGACUGCCUAGUUUCACAUGCAGCUUGUAAGUAUGAUUUAAAUAAUUUUUGCUUUCAGGAAUAUAAAAGCAUAAUUUUAAACCAUAAUAGAAAUUAAUAUAAACUAAUGGUUACUCUGUUUUUCAAAAAUAAAAUUUUGAGUUUAAUUGACUGACAGUUAUUGGCAGAGUUGUGAUUAGAUCCCAGCAUCUGCAGAAUUUUUUAUUUUCAUACCAGAUAGGUUAUUGUACUGGUAGCUAGAAUUUUGGAGCCACCAUGGCAGGGUGGGAAUUAAAGUCAAGUAACUAAAUAAGUAUGGAAAAUAAAAUAAUCUCAAUAAUAGCAAGUACAAAACUAUUUAAAUCGUCCUUAAAAUUCCACACAAUUCAUUAACUUCCUUUAGUGAAGGAAAUCUAUUGUCCUUGUCUGGUCUAGCCUGUACUUGACUCCAGAUCUACCAAUGUGCUCAAUUCUUAACUGUCCUCUCAAUUCAGGGGCAAUUAGGGAUUGGCAGUAAAUGCCUGUGAUGUGCAAAUCCCAAGAACAAAUAAAUAAAAGAAAAAAUCAGAAUGACAUAGUGUUCUGGAGCAACUCUGGUUAGGCCGCAUUUAGAGUAUUGUGUACAGUUCUGGUCACCUCACUAUAGGAAGGAUGUCGAGGCUUUAGAGAGGAUGCAGAGAAGGUUUACUAGGAUGCUGCCUGGAUUAGAGGGCAUGUGUUAUCAGGAGAGGCUGGACAAACUUGGGCUCUUUUCUCUGGAGUGGUGGAGGCUGAGGGGUGAUCUGUGGAGGUGUAUAAAAUUAUGAGGGGCGUUAAUAGGGUGGACAAGCAAUAUUUUGUUCCCAUUAUUGAGCGAUCCAAUAUGAGAGUGCAUGCAUUUAAGGUGAGAGGGGGUGGGUUCAGAACAGACGUGAGGGGUACGUUUUUUUUACUGAGACUGUGGUGGAUGCUUGGAAUGCGUUGCCUGAUAGGGUGGUGGAGGCAAACUCAAUGGGGGCCUUCAAGAAGGACUUGGAUGGGCACAUGAAUGAGAGGAAAAUAGAGGGAUAUGGGCAUUCUGUAGGCAGGAGGGAAUAACUAUGUCAGCACAACAUUGUGGGCCAAAAGGCUCAUUCUGUUCUAUGUUCUAUAUACAGUUUCACCAGGAUCAAAAUUACUGAAAAAAGAUGCUCUCUUUAAAUCCCACAUAUGGAAUGGGAGGAAAAUAAUAAUGGAAAAAAAUAAAAUCAAAAUCAGAUCUGUUCAAGUCUCUCAUCAAGCUCAUGGUCUUUAUUUUAGAAAAAGCCUUGCCAUUAUCCAAAUAAGUCAAUACAAUAUACCUAAGCCUCAAAGCCCAGAACAUUUUGGAUUUAGGAGAUAAGCUUAUAACUUGAGACUAGCAACUUUCUGGUGAUGAUAAAGUAGUCUUUAAUUUUGUUUUUAAAUACUGUGGAGACAUUGUUCCACUACUCCCCAUCCGGUUUCAGGGACCACUGAAUACUUUCUGAUUUUUUUAAAAUGUGAUUCUUGAAAGUGAUGUCAUGCUCCUAUUUGAAAUCCAGAAUAAUUUAGUGCAGCAGUCCACAACAAGGGCUCAUAUUUAUAAGACAGUGAUUAUUCAAUCCAGUAAGGAACCAGGAGUAUUUCUAUAUAUUCCAGUAAGUGGUUUGAUUUUGGAUCUUGCUACCAAUUGAGAUGUGGCGGAAAGCAUGCAUUUAAGCAGAAUUAGACAUAAAUUAGUAGAUGAAAUAUGAGCAAUAAUGUUAGAUUUUCUAAAGAAACAGAAAGCCAGAAUUACUUUCUACUAGAAAUUCAAUAAUACUGAUUUUAUUGUAAUAUUUUUAAAUGACUAUAAAUGUAUAUACUAAUGGAACUACCUACCGUGACCUUUUCCUUGUAUCGUCUGUAAAAGAUUAAAACAAAAACUUAGAUGUCACAAAUAACUAGGGUGAAUGUUGAAGGCUACAACAUUUGGAGGCAGUUCUAUUAAGAAAAAUAUAAAUUUGCUGGCAUACUAAUCAAGCAGUUCAUGCACCUCAUCAUGUUACUGAGGAAGGUUCAUUUUGGGGUAACCGUGGUUCAGCUACUGAUUCUGCAUUUCCUGUGUGUAUUUGUCUUAUAGAAACUAUUGUAUAAAUUGAAUAUUUUCAGAUUUUUGGGUGCUCCAAUUAAGUGUCUUCAACUGCAAUACAUUUGAAAUUGUAGGUGCUCUGUAGUGGUGAUGUAGGGUUCUGUGUAAGCCGUUAAAAUGUAUUCUCAUAAUCAGGUUAUAUUAAUUUUAAUUUAACGAUCUUGGAUAAGUUGUUGGUAUUAUGGGGUAUCAACUUUAAAAAGGUUUUUAAACUUAAAGCUGCAAAGCUUUUAAAAAGAUGCAUCCUUAAUAUUGUUUUUAAAUAGGUGUAAGAGGAUGGUCAUGCAUGAGAAUGCUAAAACAGGCACUUUCAGAAAGUGUUACUCCUGUAUCAUUAAUACAUGUAUGGUUGAGUGUAUCAAGGUGAACGUCAUUGUUUCAGGUAUAUUUUACAUACUUGCAGGAUAAAAUAGACUUUACCAUGAAUAUAGUGUAUGUAUGUUACUUGUGUUUUUGAGUUUUUAAUGUCUUGAUAAAGUGCAAACAUUUAUCAAAACAUGAAGAUUUUUAAAAAAUUCUAUUCUUUUGAAUUUGUGAAGUUAUUUACACAUUAUUUUUCGGUGCAUAAAUUAUGUCCAGUCACCUUGGCCAGAUGUGUCUCUUGCCAUUUCAUACCAAUACAAGUACCUUUUGACUCUUGAAUAUCCAGGGUAAUAGAGGGAAGUGCCUCAGUGCAAAAAUACAGAUCACAUCACAAUGCAUCAGAUGUUUUCUAUAGUAUUUUCUCAAAAUACUCAGUUGUGUUUCAUUAAUUGGCUUGGUAUUUUCUAAUUUGUCUGUAGCACUUGUAUAAUUUGUCAUUCAAGGAUGCAGCCUCCUGCUGCUCUACAAAUUGAACAGUUUUGAAAUGUCAAGUACUAAAGGACAUGCAUUUAAGGUGAGAGGGGGAAAAUUUAAGGGAGAUGUGCGGGGCAGCACAGAGUGGUAGGUGCCUGGAAUGGGCUGCCAGAGGUAGUAGUGGAAGCAGAUAGGAUACUGGUGUUAAAGAUUGACACAUGAACGUGCAGAAGUGUGAGGCUGUGGAAUCGGAUCUUCCUCUUUCAAAUUCAUUCAAUGUGCUGGUCCUAAGUAUUUUCAGCUGUGAUAUUUUCACCUCCAUCUGUUUGCUGCACCAUUUCUGCCAGGCCUACAGCUUCUGCAUCUAAGCUCUUACCGUUGCUUAGCUCUGGUAAAACUUUUCUUCAUGAGUGACUAGUGUGAUUGCAUUCCAUACUUUGGCCAUUUCAUAAAUUGCAUCCAGAACUGUCAACUUCUAAAUAAAUUCCAAAUAGUUUCCCCUCACUUGCAUGCUUUAUAACAGUACAGACUGAUGAUCCCUUUUGAUACAUGCAAUCACAGCCAGAUCCAGAGAUUCCAUAUUUAGCAGUAAUGAGGAAGAGAAGGGGCAGUACUCACCAACUAGACAACCUUUUCUAGCAAGUCCUUAUUGCAAAAUGACAAACUUCCCAACUAGCCACUGUUUGAAAAUGAAAUGGCCCAUCCCCAUUGGUUCCUGGCUAAAGUAAUCCCCAGGCAUAUUAGAAGUUUUCUUAAAUGAAUGUGCUGCUUUGCUGAAUCAAACAGAAUUUGAGUUUGAGUUGGCCUUUAACAUUUGAGGCCCAGAGCGUAUCAUUCAGUACUGAUUCCGAAGAUCCUAACCCUUCACCCCUUUGUUGAUUGAACAAUUCCAGUGUUGCUUUGUCCAGAUCCUUGUGUGUCAUCCCCUUCAUGGAUUUCUUUUUUGGACACACUCAAUUAGUUCGACCUUAAGCGGUAAGAUCAGUGUCUUUUUUUAAAUUGCGAACCAUUAAUUCACUCAUGCCAUAUUCCACCAAGAAUUAUUUUAUGGUAAUGCCUUUUUUCCAGAUUCUGAAGACAUUCACAAUUUUUUUGAAGUUCAAACCCACUUGUUUCCUUUUUACGGGUAUUUACAGUUCAAUAUGACAAGUAUGUACUUGUACUAGUUGUUUAAAUUACUUAAAUUCCAAAACACACAAAGUUUUAACUGUUUAAUCAAAACUCUUGCUGUAGUCUAAUGCAUUCUCUAGAGGCAGAAUUAUACAUCGCAUGGUUAACCCACAGCUGGAUAGUUGUGAGUCAACUGUUUGAAAAGUCAAGAACAAGAAAAUAUCAAUCAAAGCUCUACCCAUCAGUCAUACUUACAUUAUAACAUCCAGAUAAAUUUUGAAUGUCCCUAAUAUGCCUUAUCACUCUUCUGCUGCCUGGAAGGAUGUUCUAAAUAUUUAUCGUAAGUUCUUUAUCAGUAGUUUAAUUUUUCUUUCAGCCAACUAAAAUUUAGAUCAAUCAACCAUUUUCUAUGAAUGAAAUACAUUGUAAAAUAUGCUAUCCAUUUUAUUCAAACAGGGCUUCAUUGUUACAGAAAUAACGAUAGAAAUGCCUUAGAGAAACAACAAAUAAUUAGAUGCUAUAUUGUCAUUAUCAGGUCAAUAUUUCUAAUUAAUAAUUAGAUUUAUAGUCUUAAAGAUUUUUGUGUUGUAAAUAGAGCCCAUUUACCAGCCUAUCUGUCUCAGUAAGUAGGCUUGGUUUGGCACAUAAAAGAAAGAAAACAAAUGAGAAUUAGAGAUUUUUGUAAAGCAUUUUAAAUACACACUAUUCAAGCACCUUAUUACGAAUUCAAGUUUUAGAUUAAAGUAGCAUGAAUGUUCUUUCCAGUGAGCAGUGAAUGUGAAUUUACCACUUGUGUGGUAUUCUGGGAAAAAAAUAAUCAACUCACUCACAUAUGAAAUGUUUGCAAGAAGGAACUCUGGCAAAAAAAAAAACAUCACUUUCAGCAUAAUGCUUUAUCAGUGCCAAGGGAUUUUCAAUAUGAUAGUAAUCAUGACAUUGAUAAUGUGUUUGUAAUAUCAGCACAAUAAAUUGAAACCAGUGGAAUUUCUGCUUUGUUCCAGUAAUGAGAAUAAUCUUGCAGCUCGGUAUUUGUCACAUUUGGUUUUUAUUUACUGUAUGUAUUUGACUGUUUGUGUUUCUUUGGUGCAUAAGAGAAUUGUAUUCAGUUUAAUAAUCUAAAGUUAUCGUAUGGAAUUAGGCUAGUGAAAGAUUGCCUUUGUAGUGAUAAUAACUAACUGGAUAAUUAUCAUUGACUAGUUCAAGAAGCUUUUAUGCAAUAAAGCA